Brassica napus (rape) is the source of this 946-nucleotide messenger RNA. RefSeq names its product blue copper protein-like. The record is from RefSeq and is a predicted model, not a curated record. The transcript has 2 exons. Gene Ontology annotation, cellular component: plasma membrane. Bases 139 to 879 code for a protein of 246 amino acids. Gene Ontology annotation, molecular function: electron transfer activity. Lineage: Eukaryota; Viridiplantae; Streptophyta; Magnoliopsida; Brassicales; Brassicaceae.
AAACUAUCUGUCCAUUGUCAUCAUGAAUAUUUAGCCAUUUAGGGUUGUGGACUUUACCUAACAGCACAAGAAUCCUAUGAAUUAUGAAACACGAAGAAUUCAUUAAGAAAAAAACAAAGGCUAAGGAACAAAAAGCAGAUGUUAUAUGUUUUGGUGGUUGUGAUAUUAGGUUAUCCACCUAUGAGCAACCUUAAGCUAUGCCAUACACACACACAUAUUAUAUAUGUUUACAGACACAUAUAUGCAUCUAAAACUAAAACUCAAGUUAUUGAAAAUUUCACAGUUGCGUCAAUUAUGGAGAAGACGUCGAAGAAGCUAUUUAUUUUCAAUCUCUGCAUCAAUUUUGGUAUUUUAGUAACAAGAAGAUGCAACGCAACUACAUACUUUGUGGGAGACACGUCCGGUUGGGACAUAAGCUCCGAUCUUGAAUCUUGGCCUUUAGGCAAGCGAUUCUCUGUCGGUGAUGUUCUAAUGUUCCAAUACUCAUCGUCGCAUAGUGUCUACGAAGUGGCGAAAGACAACUUCCAAAGCUGCAACACUACGGACCCCAUCCGUACGUUCACAAAUGGGAACACGACCGUUGCUCUGUCCAAACCGGGAGACCGGUUCUUUGUAUGUGGUAACCGGCUCCAUUGCUUUGCUGGUAUGAGGCUACAAGUCAAUGUCCAAGGCAAUGGCCCAUCUCCGGCCCCUGUGGGCGCUCCACGGGCCGCCCCCGCAGGAAUUCUCCAGCCAUCUUCUAAAAAGAAUAACCCUGCAACCGGGGUUGCUAGCUCGGCUGCCCAUAUUGGUGGCCGCGGCCUGAGGGGCAGUAUGAAUUAUUUUGUAUAUUUGAUGGUUUUUACUUUUCCGUUAAUAUUGUAUUUUAUUAACAACUAAAAUAUAAGAGUUUUCAUAUAGUAUACUUAAGAGUUUCAAUAUACAGUAAUGUAUAUAUAUUCUCUGA